Molecule: messenger RNA, 2916 nt
Organism: Neoarius graeffei (lesser salmon catfish)
Lineage: Eukaryota; Metazoa; Chordata; Actinopteri; Siluriformes; Ariidae
Exons: 7
Coding region: 416-1738 (440 amino acids)
Molecular function (GO): flavin adenine dinucleotide binding; NADP binding; N,N-dimethylaniline monooxygenase activity
Source: RefSeq, a predicted model, not a curated record
GUUAAACGCACUACUGUGUGAGCGUCUUCAUUUAAUGAUAUAAACAAGCAUAAAACAAUAGCGUUCUUAAAACUGCUGAAAUACCCGGAAGAGCAAUACAAAUCAGUGUAAAGAUGGUGAGGCUGCAAUAGACCAUGACUCGUCCAUACCAGUGCUUUUAUACUACAUCUGCUGCUUUAAGAACAACAAACAAGGGGGGUGUCUGAGAAGAGCCUAGAAGAGUUUAAAGUUGUGAAUGAGUUACUUAUUCUGACGCCGUGGUGACGACACAACGCGUUCAUUUUGCACUCGGCCUAAAAUAUCUCAACUGCAUUUUUAUAUCAAGUCUAACCGCCGUGUUUCUGAAGGUAGAGGCGUUUGAAGAGUGCUAGCCCGCGCGGUUCGACUCCUGUGUGUGUGUGAGCAAAGCCGGAAGAUGAACCGGUCGGGUAAGCUCCGAGUGGCUGUGGUUGGAGCAGGGGCCGCGGGGUUAUGUGCAGCUCGUCACAUCCUGUCUCGAGCCGAAUCGUUCGAGCCGCCCGUGCUGUUCGAGCGUAGCGCGCGCGUGGGAGGCACGUGGUGCUACGAGGAGCGCGUGGGCACUGAUGAUGAUGAUGGCUGGUCGGUCCACAGCAGCAUGUACAGAGACCUCAGAACCAACCUGCCUAAAGAGGUCAUGAUGUUUCCUGAUUUUCCAUUUGACUCCCACUUGCCCUCUUUUCUGACCCACUGGGAUGUUCAGCGGUAUUUAGAGAUGUACUGCAAGACUCAUGACAUCACGCCACACGUUAAGUUCAACACUAUGGUGGAAGAGGUGAAACCCAUCUCCAUGGAGACAGAUGAAGGGGGGGGCAUGAGGUGGGAGGUAAUUUCGCGUGGCAUGCACGGAGGACAUAGCACACAGACGUUCGACUCUGUGUUCAUCUGCAGUGGUCACUACUCUGCACCCCGUUUGCCCUCCAUCCCGGGAAUAGAGCAUUUUAAAGGAAAGGUGAUGCACAGCCACUCUUAUCGCUGCCCAGAGCCUUUUGCCCAUCAUUCUGUUGUGGUCUUGGGUGCUGGAGCAUCUGGGGUUGAUAUCUCGUUUGAGCUGGCUCAAGCUAAAGCCCAGGUGAUUUUGAGCCAUAAUAAGCCAUCUCUGCCAUUUUCUUUGCCCCUGGAAAUCCAGCAGGCACCUCCUUUAAUGAAGGUGCUGGAUGAUGGAUCUCUGUUCUUCCAGGAUGGUUCAGUGGCCCAUGCGCAAGUUCUUCUGCUUUGCACUGGAUACAAUUAUCACUUCCCAUUCCUUUGCCCAAAACAGCUUGGCCUGGAGGUGCAGCACCACCUAGUGGCUCCUCUUUACAAGUACCUGGUGCUUCCAGCCUUUCCCUCACUAUUUUUUAUAGGUUUGUGUAAAAUCAUCUGCCCUUUUCUUCACUUUCAUUAUCAGAUCCAGUUUGCACUUGCGGUUCUUGAUGGCACUGUGCAGUUGCCCUCACGUGAGUUGAUGGAAGAGGAUGCACAGAGAGAGAGGCAAAGAAAAACACAGAUGGGUGUUCAGGUGAAACACCUCCUGCAAAUGGAUUCUGACCAGUGGGAUUACUAUGUGAGUCUGGCAACGACAGCAGGGGUGCCACCUCCAAAUCCAGUUAUACAGAGUCUCUAUAAUGAAGUAGCGAGACAACGACGGGCAAACCCUCAAGCCUACAGAGAAAUUAACUACAGACUGGUUAAUGCCACUGAGUGGCAGGUUGUCAUUACACCAUCUGAACAAAGAUAAUAUUUAGUUAGAGAUGUUUAGUCGCAGUAAAUCAAGGCAAAUGCACUUCUCAACAGUCAUUCAAAGCACUCUGUCGCUUGUAAUCAAAUGAAUUCUUCAUCUGGUUUAUCAGAACUAAUUCAACAGAACUGUUUUUUCCCCCCCAUAUGCAAUAAACUCAUUUCCGAAUCAAUAUGAAUUGAAAAACUAAUUACCCUUUCACUGACGCAAACGUAGGGCCCCUGAAUGUUCACAAAAGGCUGAACCUUUUCUGAAAGAUGCAAAAUAUUUUUAAGGUUACAUUGCAAGUUCACUGGCCUUGAUUGAAUAUUUCUAGAUAUUCAAGAUAAAAAUUACUAAAAAUUCUAGCAACAACUGCAGAAUACUUCUUCACAGACAUUAAAGGACCAAGACAGUGUGAUGCCAGUUGUCUCACACAUGUGAUCUUUUCAUUACUUGUCAUAUUAAUCUAUUAGAGGUACUCUAUUUUGGUUAUACUGAUUGAGGCUUUGAAACACUAAAUCUGUCCAUAGCAUUCUGAAUUUAUUCUGGAGAUGUAAACUUCUACAUUAAAGGAAACCAUGAACCAAACAUAUACUUUUUAAGUAAGGUAUAAGAAAUGUCUCUAUGGCUAUUCUAUAACAGUAAAGAUAAUAUGCAAAUAUAAAAUGUUUUACUGAUAUAAAUGAGGAGGAUUUUAUGAAUAUUCAGGUAUAUUGGGACACCAGGUUAAUUGGGACACUAUAAAAUAGCAGCUUUUUUUCUGGUUUUAUAAGUGAAAGGUUACUAAGCCCUUUUGUGGUACUGCUUAACAGAAGUAACGUAAUUUCUGUGACAUUAGAUAAGGGAGUGUGGUCGGUAUCAGACAGGAAGCUGACCCCAAAAAGCUUAAGAUAGGAGUAUAGGCAGGGACAUAUGCUUUGGCUAGUUUUUCUUAUAAGGUUAUACAAUUGCAAUGACUAAUAUAUUACAGAUAUUUAUGAUGCAUGUAUGGAUACAAAAUAAAUAAGCAUAAGGUUUAUUCAAAUCAUGUACAUAUGUUAACGUAAACAUGUUCAAGAUGACUAAUUGGACGACUGAGCAUACAUAAUUAGGAGAGUUUUCCAAAGAUGUAAGUAUGCAGAGGUUUUUAAUGAGGGCACGGUGUUAAUUUAGUUUUUGAGAAUGAUACCAAUCUUUGUUUUUAGUUUAAAUGCUAC